GUCUGGGUUACUUUUAAUAGGAGAACAUGAAGGACGGGUUCCAGAACUUGCACAAGUAAUCAGUUUGGGAAUUCUGUAUAUGUUGAUCUUCCUCGUUCUUUUUUGUUCACUUCACUGUCAGUUGCAGAAACAAAUUCAACCUCGUAUACAAACUUCAUUCAUCCCAAUAACAUUCAUCAUCAAGAUAAAUCAUCACAAACUAUCAUCCCAUCAAUUAUUGUCAUCACACGCCAUCAUCAUUUUAUCAUUCAUUGUCAUUAUUGAAUUUUCAUCCGUCAUCACAUAUUAUCUCUCAUAUCAUCAUCACAAAUUAUCCAAUCACCAUAUAUCAUACUAAUCAUCCAUCAUCACAUAAAGAUCCAAUCAGUCAGAAUCAAUCAUAAACACGUAUAAUAGUGGGC
Halteromyces radiatus is the source of this 401-nucleotide messenger RNA. RefSeq lists its product as uncharacterized. The transcript has a single exon. Lineage: Eukaryota; Fungi; Mucoromycota; Mucoromycetes; Mucorales; Cunninghamellaceae. The coding region runs from base 80 to 337 and encodes 85 amino acids. The record is from RefSeq and is a predicted model, not a curated record.